AUGGCACCCACCGGACUCACCCUCGAGAACGUACAGGCAUGGGCAAUCCGAGACUUCCGCGACCAAUUCAAGCACCUACCUGACGCGGGAGCAUUCCAUGUACAGUUCAACAUCGUCCGCGGGUACAACCACGACAACAGCUUCAAGAGCCUCGUGAUAGGCAGCACCCACACUAAGACAGGAAAGCCGGCGGACAUCCUCGCGUGGCUUGCAGGCAGCCGUAUACAGCUCGGAUAUAUUGGCAAGAAUCGGAAGGGAGAGCCUCAGGUCCGCUCACUAGCUUCUCCCGAGAAGGACACCUCGUCUUCGAAGUUUAAAUUUCCGUUCAAUUUCGUCCCUCCAAACCAAACCGAGACGGAAAUUGCGUGUUUCAAUGCCGUGUUACGCUACUACUUCCUUGCCAAAGGUUGGAGUAAAGGCGUAAUCGACGAAUCGGACGUCUUCAACAGAUUCAGGACUCCCUAUCUCUUUGAGCAGAUCGCCGACGACCCAUUUCCAGACCGAUCGUACACUGUAUUCAGCAGCCCGUCACCCAGUCCGCCGCCAAUUGAGGAUCCCAAAACGCCCCGGACACUACCCUCCCCACUUGAGCUGCGGGCCCGAUCUGGACAUUCACAAUCAGCCAGUCCUAGUGGGGACCAGAUCGUGGUACUCGAUGGAUCCAACGAUGCUGAUGAGCGAGAGGGCUCCGGGCUGCGAAACAAGCUUUUCGAUCUCAACAUCCGGCUAAUGAUUGCGGAGGGUCUCGCUCGGGAUGCUGAGAUAGCAGCGCGGACAGCUCAGGAAGAGGCACAGCUCUGGAGGAAACGAUAUGAAGAAGCCGAGUCGUACAGGAUCAAAUAUGAGGAGAUCAGGAGCCACUUUGGAUUGCAGGAGCAGGAUGAACGCAGAGCGUGA
Messenger RNA from Alternaria infectoria, 897 nucleotides. RefSeq lists its product as uncharacterized. The record is from RefSeq and is a predicted model, not a curated record. NCBI's taxonomy places the organism in Eukaryota, Fungi, Ascomycota, Dothideomycetes, Pleosporales, Pleosporaceae. Bases 1 to 897 code for a protein of 298 amino acids. The transcript is spliced from 2 exons.